AUGGAGGAGACCUCGAGGUUUUACCGGCACGUCCACCGAGUCCAGAUGCGUAUUUUAGUAUUCGCCGGCCUCGUGGCCCCCGAGACCGGCGCCUUGAAUCCCCUCGCCACGAGCGUCUACGUGAACCUGGCCUUCGCCACGGUCAGCAGCGUCUACAUCUACACCUUCGUCCAGGACUGCCUCGACGCGCGCUUCAAUCCCGGGAUCACCUCCGAGCUUUUUUCCUUCGUCGGCUUCCACCUGCGCUUCGUUUACAUCCUCAGCCGGAGGGACAAGCUCGGCCGGAUGCUCGAGUACGUCGAGGGUCUCUGGCGGGGGGUGACGAGCGAAGAGAAGAUCCACGUGCGCCGGUUUGUGCGCAAAGCCAGCAGGUUGAGCGUUUGCUACUCUGGUAUCAUCCUGACGACGAUAACCCUGUACGUGUUGUCGAGCCAGUUGCCUCAAUGGACGGCGGGGUCGAGCAACGCUACGGUCCAUCGAGUGCUGCCCUAUCCCUUUUACGUCGAUGUCCAGAGCAGCCCCCAGUACGAGAUCCUACUGGGCGCGCAGAUAGUGUGCCUCCUCACGGUCACGCAGACGAGCAUCUGCGUGGACAUGGCCGUGGCUUUCCUCAUAAUGAUCGCCUGCGGUCACUUUCGGCUGAUCCAAGUGCGGUUGGAGCGCGUCGCUCGGAUGAUCGAUGAGAGCCAGCCGGACGAGCUCGAGAACAACGCCAAAGACAUCAGGGAUCACGUCAAAAAUUGCGUGGCCUACCAUUGCGAGAUCAUCGGGUUUUGCGGGGAAAUAGCCACCCUGUCCAGCGAGAUUUUCAUCGUCGAGCUCAUCAGCACCACCUACAACCUCUCCCUCAUCGGUAUACUGCUGGCUGGGAGCAUGCCCUUUGCCGAGAAAUUCAAGUUCGCCCCGGUGCUGUUCAUCUUGGCGACUCAGCUGUUUGUUUGCCAGUACCCGCCCGACCUGUUGCUUCAAGAGAGCGCAGGUGUGGCUGACGCGGCGUACUUCGUGCCACCGUUGAGGCGCGACAGGUUCAGGAUCGACACUCUCCUGCUCGCUCUGUUGAGGAGGUCGCAGAUACCGUAUCAACUGCUAGCCGGUGGACAGAUCAAGCUCAACAUCGAGUCCUUCGGAAACAUGAUUAGAGGGGCAGUGUCGUUUUUCACGGUGCUCAGGAACUUUAAUUAG
Molecule: messenger RNA, 1182 nt
Organism: Copidosoma floridanum
Lineage: Eukaryota; Metazoa; Arthropoda; Insecta; Hymenoptera; Encyrtidae
Product: odorant receptor 10-like
Biological process (GO): detection of chemical stimulus involved in sensory perception of smell; sensory perception of smell
Cellular component (GO): plasma membrane
Molecular function (GO): odorant binding; olfactory receptor activity
Source: RefSeq, a predicted model, not a curated record